Messenger RNA from Glossina fuscipes, 1934 nucleotides. Its product is annotated as chondroadherin. The transcript has 3 exons. Lineage: Eukaryota; Metazoa; Arthropoda; Insecta; Diptera; Glossinidae. Bases 681 to 1934 code for a protein of 417 amino acids. Gene Ontology annotation, molecular function: protein binding. Gene Ontology annotation, cellular component: plasma membrane. The record is from RefSeq and is a predicted model, not a curated record.
GUCUACUCGGUUCGGUUCGCUGUCAUAUUUGAUGUCAUAAUUGUCAGUAUAGCAGUAAAGCAGAAAAUAAAUUCCUUUUAGUUUCAUUUUUAUAGAUGCAUACGUAACUGUAUGUAUGUAUGUAUGUGCGCGUUUUUUCCGUUUCCACUGGCAUCCUGUUAUAAUUACCGGCUCGCUUCUCUCCAAUAUGCGACGCAUGCAACAAUAAUUGAGAUAAAGUGCAAUGGUAUAUGCUUUUGUUACUGUUGUUAGAACUAAUGCACGUAUGUGGUCAUGGUGGCAUUCCAAUCGGCAUGUUCCUGUUUGAUUUCUAUUAUCAUUGAAAAUCAUCAUAUUGCUGGUGACAGUUGUAACCAUACCUUGACUUCAUAUCCAUCCAUGCCCAUACCUAUUUAUGGUGGGAUGCUCAUGCGUAUCUAUCGUAUACAUAUGAUUAUUGUGCUUCGUGAUAAUUUCAUCAUCUAAGCUAAAGGGAACGGAUAGUCCAAGCCUUACUUUUGUCUACAAUUAUUACAUAUGCGUAUGUGUAUUCAUUUAAUUUAUAACUCACAACCGGGACUUUUAACGUUUAUUUUACUUGCAUUGUCCGUCGCCCAUCGCCCAUCGCCCAUCGUCCAUCGUCCAUCGCCCUGUUGAAAAUUGAAAAUUGUGGAAAUUUAACGUAACUUUAGUAACGUGAAAUGUACAAUACUUGGCUACUUAUUACAGCAAUUACAACCGUUGGAUGCUUAUGGAAUUCGCAACAAACUGAAACAUCCAAGUCAUGCCCAACCGAAUGCAUUUGCUUAUCACAGACACAAGUGCUUUGUAAUACCGGAGGUCUCGAGCAAAUCCCUUUGCGUCAAUUACCGCCGACUGUUGAAAAUCUCGCAUUAACUAAGAAUAAUUUUCCUAUCAUUAAACCGGAUUCAUUUGCUGGUUUGCGAGCGCUUAAAAAACUAUCUUUGGACGGCAAUAAUAUAACAAAAAUUAAACAAUUUGCUUUUCGUGGCUUACCGCGCCUCAAAGAGCUCUCGAUACAAUAUACGCCGUUGCAGACGGUGACGUCGUUCGCUUUUGCUGGUUUACAAAAUCUCUCAACAAUUCUAUUAAGUCAUAAUCAAAUCGCACGCAUAGAAGCGAAUGCUUUUGCGGGGACUUCCAAUGUUAAGCUGAUACUUCUCUCUAAUAAUCCCUUAAUCAAAAUCGAUACAUCAGCGUUUUCCAGUUUGACAAAUGUUGGGCAUUUAAUAUUACCAUCUGGCAUACGUACAAUUGAAUCGGAUGCGUUUUUCAGUAUGGAUAGUGUCGGUCUAUUGAAAUUAGCUUAUAUGGAUCUUAAGGAGGUGCAGCCGUUCACAUUUCGCGGUCUCUCCAACGUUUUACUAUUAACAUUACAAGAAUCUGACUUGGGCGUAAUCUGUGUAGACGCAUUUACUGGUCUCACGCAAGUGGAAACUUUGCAGAUACUAAACAAUAAAAUCGAUGCAAUUGAGGAAUUAAAUUUCACAUAUAAUGCAAAUAUAAAACAUUUAAAGGUGUACGGCAAUCAUAUACUGGAAACACCCGAACCAAGUGCUAUUAUUAUAGAUGGAGUCGAUCAUUUGCAAUUAAUUAAUAAUCAUUUUCCCUGCGGUUGCCAUAUACAUACACUGCUCGAAGGUCCAUUAGUCGAAGGUGCUCAUAAUCUUAGCGAUUUCUUAGAGAAAAAUUUUUGCAUUUCUCCGCUAGAAGUGAACGGUCGUGCAAUGAUCGAAUUGGACAUCGAUGCCAUCGGCCGUUGUCAAGAUCAACUUACGAAAGGUAAUUUAGGUUCCUCAGCCUCUUCGAUGGCUUUCAGUAUAAAUAUGAUUUUAUUCAUAUCUAUUGCGACAAUUAAACUCAAUACCUGUUUAGUUUUACUUUAUAUAAUUGUUAAGUUUUUCUUUAAUUUUGAAUGUAAACAGAAUACAUAG